GAAGGCAUGGCACUGAUGGUGCCAGGAAUGCACCUCCCUCCUCUUUGUGCACCUGCUUAUGUGAAUGGCCAGAUACUCCCAUCGGUCUCACUGUCAUCCCUCUCAAAUGAAGGCCUCAAUUGGACAUGCCUUGUGUUUUACGCUCAUGAUUUUGACCCUGUCAAUGGUGGUUCAGUUAUCAGCGAGUGUUAUCGCAGGCACCAAGCAUUUAGUAUUCUAGGCUGCUCCAUAGUUCUGUGUUCAACAGACUCGUGUUAUGCUCACCUAGCAUGGAUGAAGGCGCUGAAGGCAUUGGGGACAAUAGCAUCUGCAACCAUACCGAUGUUGGGAGACACGAGUCAUAUGGUGGCCAGGGCGUGUGGCAUGCUUGACACCUGCAAGGGCGUUGCCAGAACAGGACUUGUUCUGGUCGACCCUGCGCUCUCCGUGCACAAGGUGAUUGUUUCAAAAGAAGGAUUUCAUGCCGGCCUGGAUGCUGCCCUGCGACACCUCACUGCCAGUACCGGUCAUUGAUUGAGCUGUAUGCUCCCUUCUGCAGUCCAGCAUAUACGAAUUUAUUCUCGUAUACAAUUCCUGUCACAGAUUUAUUGGUACUAAGUUCUAUUGAAAACGCUUGAGAUUCAUAUAAGAAUUUGUGCUCGUAUACAAUUCCUGUCACAGAUUUAUUGGUACUAAGUUUUAUUGAAAACGCUUGAGAUUCAUAUCAGAAUUUGUGCUCGUAUACAACUCCUGUCACAGAUUUAUUGGUACUAAGUUUUAUUGAAAACGCUUGAGAUUCAUAUAAGAAUUUGUGCUCGUAUACAAUUCCUGUCA
Messenger RNA from Hyalella azteca, 813 nucleotides. RefSeq names its product thioredoxin peroxidase-like. Gene Ontology annotation, molecular function: thioredoxin peroxidase activity. Gene Ontology annotation, biological process: hydrogen peroxide catabolic process; cell redox homeostasis; response to oxidative stress. NCBI's taxonomy places the organism in Eukaryota, Metazoa, Arthropoda, Malacostraca, Amphipoda, Hyalellidae. The transcript has 4 exons. Bases 7 to 513 code for a protein of 168 amino acids. The record is from RefSeq and is a predicted model, not a curated record. Gene Ontology annotation, cellular component: cytosol.